UCUUGGCUCCAACCGCAGCGUUAGGGCCCCGCGAGGGGAAAUGAGGGGCGCCGCUGAAGAAGUGGCGCCCACUGGGCAAGUGCCGCCCCCAAGACUCCCGGAGCUGGACGGCACCGAACUAAGGGCACCACCUGUGAGAUCGAGCCCCUCUAGCCCUGUGAUCAAGUGACCGCAGGGAUCCAUGGUCCGCGCGCACCACUCUCAGGGCAGGUGUUCCCAGUGCUGGCUCCUGUUCAGGUUUCAGUUCUGUGCCAAUUUCUCUCAUUUGCUCCCCCUCCCCCAAUACAAUCCUACAGGAUUGUUUUUUGUUUUUGUUUUUGUUGUUUUUUGUUGGGGGGGGGGGCGGGUUGCUGCUGAGGAAACAGCCUUUGAAAGAAUAAGUGAUAUGGGCAAGACCACGUAGUAACUUCCAAUAUAGGCACAUGGAUAGAUUCUGAGGGUACCCCUGCGCCAGGUUCUAAUUUGGAGAGAAAUAGCGUGGAGUGAGGGAACAAAGCUCAGCAAACAAAAGUCCAAUCUCCCUGACAUCAUGAAGUGAAAAAUGCCAAGACGUCGUCUGUGGAUAAGAGAAGAAACAAGAUUGUUGGGGGCCAUACAAAUAAUGACUGGUCUGAUUGUUCACUUCGUGGGACAGCUCUGGACGUAUUUGUUUACCACACAAGUUAUUGCAUUUGGAAAAGCGUAUCUUCCUCUUGUAGUAAUAACAAGAUACGCAUAUUGGUCAUCUGUGUGUUUUCUCUUCUCAGGAGUCUUUGCAGUAUUAACAGAGAGGAUGCGUUCAACGUUCUUGAUGUCCUAUGCUAUAGCAAUGAACAUCGUAAGUGCCUGCGCUGCCGUGAUUGGUCUGCUUAUACUAUCAUUUGAGUUUAUAAUAUACAGUUUGACUACACAAGCUCCUAUUUGGCCCGAGCGUGCACCGUGGCCCAUUGGAUAUACAAAGCUAAACAUCUCAGAUAAUAAAGAUGUGGUACACGGCAGAAGGGGAUCCUUUUCCUACAUAUUAAAGAACCGUAAUGACCUGAGUCAAGGAGGAAAGCAUAGUGGUGAAUGAAGAACUUCAUUUUGUUCAAGAGGCUUCUUGGAAAAUGCAUUUUAAUGAAGUCCAUCGUAGUAUUUCCUUUCCCCCAUUUCAUUAAUAAAAUUUUUAAUUGAUAA
Messenger RNA from Leopardus geoffroyi (Geoffroy's cat), 1155 nucleotides. RefSeq names its product membrane-spanning 4-domains subfamily A member 14-like. Bases 542 to 1051 code for a protein of 169 amino acids. The record is from RefSeq and is a predicted model, not a curated record. The transcript is spliced from 8 exons. Gene Ontology annotation, biological process: cell surface receptor signaling pathway. Lineage: Eukaryota; Metazoa; Chordata; Mammalia; Carnivora; Felidae. Gene Ontology annotation, cellular component: plasma membrane.